This is a messenger RNA of Acanthaster planci (crown-of-thorns starfish), 2644 nucleotides long. RefSeq names its product NADPH oxidase 5-like. NCBI's taxonomy places the organism in Eukaryota, Metazoa, Echinodermata, Asteroidea, Valvatida, Acanthasteridae. The record is from RefSeq and is a predicted model, not a curated record. Gene Ontology annotation, molecular function: superoxide-generating NAD(P)H oxidase activity; calcium ion binding. Gene Ontology annotation, biological process: defense response; superoxide anion generation. Gene Ontology annotation, cellular component: NADPH oxidase complex; plasma membrane.
CAACUCAGUGCAGAAGUUCUAUCAUUGUCUACUCCGUUGAAAGAUAUAGUAUCCACCAUUUAUCAACCAACAUGAUAAAUGACUGUGUCAUGUCUGAUAGUAUCGGAGGGACCGCAUAAGUGAUUAUGAGGAGUGAUUACAAAGCCCGGUGACAAAGAAAACUGUUUAUCGACAAAUUUCAGGCUUACAAGGCAGUUUCAGAGUUGGAGGAACCUGUGUACAGGACCAAACACACUACUGAAAGUCAAAAGGCACUGAAACGAAGUUUGCCAAGGGGUGGUGACUUCAUUAUUCUGCUCAGACGUUGUUAUCUAGAAAGGUGAUCACGGUGAUUACUGCUGACUUUUAUUGGGGUAUAAAAGAGACCGAACCCUGUUUGCUGUGAAAAGAGUCUCAAAGUGCACCAACUGGAUUUCUUGUCGGUCAACUGUCAGUGUACUUUGGUGUGUGUGUGUGACAUUUCACGUGCAUGGAUCCAUAUACAUCGCAGGAUCACUUCCGUAAGAUUAGUAUCUUAAGCGGACGACCGCCAUAUUGGCGAAGGAAUGUUUUGGAUGCCGACACAAAGUGGUUGGUGUGGGCCGAGUCGCGCUUUGCGUCCAUCGCGGGCAAAGACACGGACAUCGACCGGGAGAGCUUCAAGAAUGCUUUGGAAGUACGAAAUGUAUUUUUCGCCGACCGGUUCUUUGAUAUGUUCGACUACGAUCACAGUGGGACGGUCUCCCAGCAAGAAAUGAUGGACGGUCUUUUCCUUCUUACCAAGGGAACCAAAGAGGAAAAACUCCGGUUCUUCUUUGACGUCUACGACUUAGACGAAAAUGGAACCAUCGAAAAAGACGAGUUACGAGCUCUGUUGAAGACGGGAGUGGAGGAGAGUUCGUUGCAACUCAGUGAUCGGAAAGUAGAUCACCUGACCGAAACGCUGUUUAACACUGCAGACCAAAACAGCGAUGGCUCCAUCUCAUUCGAUGAGUUCAUGACAGCACUGAAGCGGUACCCAGAUCUACUGGAAAAUUUCUCCAUCGGUGCAGCAGCUUGGCUCAAAGACACGAGACCCAAGAGACGAGGUUGCAGAGGUAUACCCUGGUUACGGGUCAACUACUUGCGGAAUAAUGUCCAACGAAUCGUACUACUUCUGACCAUAAUCCUCGUGACUGGUGUGGUCUUUGCAGAGGCCGCCUACCGCCAUUCAUUUAACCCUGAUGCUAACUGGUGUUUCCUGAUUGCUCGUGGUUGUGGUCAGGCUUUGAACUUCAACUGCGCAAUAAUCGUCCUCAUGAUGCUUCGUAAAACUCUGAGUUUUCUGAGGUCGUCGACCUUGCUGAUGCAAAUCCUACCCUUUGACGACAACAUUAUGUUUCACAAAUUUAUCGGGUACCUGGCUGCAAUCCUAGCACUCGCACACACCUUGGGUCAUGUCGGCAAUGCAUUGAUCUUAGAGACAUACAAGAAUUUCACGGCAGUCGAACUGUUAUUCACCGACCCUACCCUCCUGCCAGUCGGGCUCCGAGUGGGCAAGCUUGUUGGAAGUGCUUUCAUCACAGGUUGGAUCCUAGACAUCGUCUUCUUGGUUCUCAUCUUGGGGUCACUGAGCUACGUCAGGCGAUCGGGUCAUUUUGAGAUUUUCUACUGGACUCACAAGAUCUGCUACUUUAUCUUCUGGUUCCUGCUAAUCUUACACGGUCCAGUGUUCUGGGCGUGGUUUGUUUGUCCACUCAUCCUCUUUCUUCUUGAGAAGUUCAGUAACCUUCAAAUCAUCCGGCGCCUUCGUCACGGCAAGACGUACAUCAAGGAGGCAAACCUGCUACCCUCUGGGGUGACUCAUUUAGUCAUGACCAAGCCGCGUAACUUCAAGUACAAAGCUGGGGACUACGUUUUUGUCAAGAUUCCUGAAAUAGCGAGGAACGAGUGGCACCCGUUUACGAUUAGCAGUGCUCCGGAACAGGCAGACAUUCUGUCUCUUCAUAUUCGGUCUGUUGGUAACUGGACCAAGCGUCUCUACCGUUUCUUCGAUGACAUGCAGUCCAUCACGAUUAAGAAGUCUCAGCGAGUCAAUUCUUCCCUCCGUCUUCCGCCCAUGGCAGGAAAAGUGCCGUCUGAUGCCGGUCAGCAUAUCAACCCUGGCUUUGAGAUGUCACCCAAAGACGACUGCAAGACUUCCAACGGUACACCACGGUCACGUGAUGCCAACAAGCCAUGUGCAAGUGAAGUUAGUGACACGGUUGUGAGGAUCGCUACCGACUACUCCCCUACGAGUACGGACGAGGUAGAACCACCGCCUGUCAUGAAAAUCCGCAGAGUUAGCUUCAACGCUGAGGUUGAUUCUCAAACCGUUGUACAAUGGAUGAAAACCUCGCUCCCUCGCAGGAUUCCAGAAGUUGAUGAGGAGUUGGAGGAACUAUGCAAGAUCAAGGAAGACCGACGUCAUGAAAACCAGUCAGCACAUGUUGGAAAAGUAGCCGCAGAAACAACAAAUGAGAGUGAAGGUAGCUCAAGCAUUUGUGAAGCGUCAACGUCAUCUGUACAAACAUCGAAGAAGAGGAAACAGGCUGUCUGCAAGCCAAAUGCCUUGGUGAAAGAGACCAGUCGUAACAUGAUGACUUCAAUCACUCAACAAUGUCGUCCACCUAUUUUUCACAAUUAG